This is a messenger RNA of Rhopilema esculentum, 2523 nucleotides long. RefSeq names its product sulfotransferase 1E1-like. NCBI's taxonomy places the organism in Eukaryota, Metazoa, Cnidaria, Scyphozoa, Rhizostomeae, Rhizostomatidae. The record is from RefSeq and is a predicted model, not a curated record. Gene Ontology annotation, molecular function: sulfotransferase activity.
CCAAUUUUGUUUCGAUGGCCCUGCUUACCCUCGUUAUGUCUGAAAGUUUCCGUAACAGAAUGUUAUACGAAGAAUUCCCAUUUUCCUCUAAUUAGUGUACCGCUUACUAUUGCUUUUGGAUACAAAAUUAUGUCAUCUUUAUGUAAUUAGAGAAUUUUCUGGCCUUGCCAAAAGAGAAGUUGGCACAGCUUCGAAGGAAGUUGCAACGCUAGCAAUUUGGCAAUUGUGCAUUCGUACAAUGGAAGAAAUGGCUAUUGUGGGAAUUAAGGUUUUCUGUUCGAUAACAUUUCCAAUUAUUAGCAAAGCUGUUUGAUACUGCUGACAAUCUCCAUGAAACUUUCUGAAUGAAUGCAGAUCGCUUUGAAUCAGCAUUAAUCACCAUGAAGCAGUGUUAAUUAAUAAUCGUGAAUCAGUGUGAGUGAUCAAGAAUCAUCACGAGUCACAAUAAAGCUGCGAAAGUCGUCGCGAAUCAGCUCAAAUGAUCACGAAUGUCUGUAAAACAAUGUCAAUCUGCAUAAAUAAAAACGAAUCAGCCCGAGAGAUCAAUAACAUUGUAAACGAGUGUCAAUUCUCGCAAUUAUCAACAACCAAUAAACAAGAAUUAUUGCGUUAUUGCAGUACAUUACAAAGGUCAACUCGAAACAAUAGUAAACAUGUAAGACAUCACUGCCAUGACAUUACAAGAUUUGCAGUCAGGAUGGCGACCGUUGAGCUUGUGCCACUAUCUGACAGUGACACUGAGCGGUUGAAGAAGGUUUACCCAACUCCAUUCGUUAAAUAUGGACGGAGGUACAUUAAAGCAAUGCCUGGAAACUGCAUUUUGCCAAAGGCCUAUGAGAAAUUCAAGGAUCGAUAUAAGAAUUGGGAAGCGCGCUCAGAAGACGUUUAUGUUUUUGGCUUUCUGAAAACUGGCACAACCUGGGUACAAGAGCUCGUCUGGUGCCUACAGAACAACUGUGACAUAGACAAGGCCAAAACAGUUUCAGGGCAGAAAAGAAUCCCUUUUUUGGAAACACCAGUUAUUGCAGACUUUCUAGAUGAUGUUCGUCCUCACCUUGAUGGUUACUUCGAAAAGUUAGCUACGAUGGAUUCACCGAGAGUUUUGAAAUCUCACCUUCCAUUUGGCCAUUUUCCAGGCCACUUUAUCGACAAAAGCAGGGUUGUGAUAUGUUUGAGAAAUCCAAAAGAUACAGUAGUCUCGUAUUACCAUCACGAAAAGUUAAUUGGAGUUUUUGAUUACAAUGGGGAUUUUGAAACCUACUUUGAUCUAUUCAUGGAUGGCCUGUUACUUUACACGUCAUAUUUUGAACACAUCCAACAAUUAUGGAAGCAAAGAAACCAUCCAAAAGUUUGCAUAUUGUUCUAUGAAGAACUAAAAGCUGAUUUGGCUGGCAAUAUCAGAAAGGUGGCAAAAUUUCUGGGGAAGGAAAUCGCAGAAGAGCAAGUUGGGAUUUUGGUUGAUCACUUAAGCUUCAAGAAAAUGAAAGAGAACAAUUCUGUGAAUUUAGAAGCUUUUCAAAAUGGAAAGAUGUUGAAGAAAGAAGGGAGCUUCAUUCGGAAAGGGGAGGUAGGAGAUUGGAAGAAUUAUUUCACCGAAGAGAUGAACAAGCGAAUGGAUGAAGCAAUUGAAAAGUAUUUUAAGCCUGUUGGACUUGAAUUUCGCUAUGAGUAAGUUUAGAAGCAGGGGUGCCGUGGAGAUGAACUCGAGGGCUCAGCCCUUCUUUUUCAAAAUCCAGAGAGAUUGCUAGAGCUCAGCGUUCUUUAACGAGCAAACAAAUUUUUGAUUUGGUGAAUUCUAUUCUAUAUAAAUUUGUUGUGAAUGUGCAAUUUGCUACCUGUCUUUUUGAGUUGGUGAAUAAUAUGAAUGAUUUCAGACACACAACCGAGAAUUUUCAACACAAAUGAAGGGGUUGUUGGGUGUGGUUGUGACUUGUGGGUGGGGACAUUCGCCUGGUUUUGAAAGAUGCCUGCGGCCCAAUCUCCUAACAUUCUAGGGCGGCAGCACUUAAUGGGAGUGUCUUGAAGUUUACUCUAUGAGUUUAGUAGAAUUCGAAAUAUUUUAAUGAAAUAAUUAAGCUGGCUUAUUGAUUUUUGUGAAUGUAAAAGGCCAGUUUACACUGUCAUAUUUCCAUCAUACUUGUUCAUGUUUCUUGGGCCAUCGUAUUUCCAUCAAAGAAAUCCGGUGUGUAAACACUCUAAAAAAUUUAAAGUUUCGCUGAAACAAAUCACGAAAGUGGAACUGAUAGUGAUAGUGAGAGCGGUGUCGUUACAAAUGCCUUUGAGAAGAUCGCUGCUACAGCAAUAGUUCUCUGCGGUGCCAUUAGAUUACAGCAUCUCAGAAAAACAACUUUGUGGGUAAAGCCAUGGCUACAGAAAAGAGAAGAAUGGGCUUCAUACCAAAAUUUAGUAAAAGAGUUUCAACUUGCUGACAGAGGCGACUAUAGAAGAUUUUUACGGAUGGAUUGUGAUACCUUUACUUACCUUCCUACUUACCUACCUACCUACCUACCAUCGUUUGAGUUU